Gavia stellata (red-throated loon) is the source of this 496-nucleotide messenger RNA. RefSeq names its product lymphocyte antigen 96 (gene LY96). Gene Ontology annotation, biological process: toll-like receptor 4 signaling pathway; cellular response to lipopolysaccharide; innate immune response. NCBI's taxonomy places the organism in Eukaryota, Metazoa, Chordata, Aves, Gaviiformes, Gaviidae. Gene Ontology annotation, cellular component: lipopolysaccharide receptor complex. The record is from RefSeq and is a predicted model, not a curated record. Gene Ontology annotation, molecular function: lipopolysaccharide immune receptor activity; lipopolysaccharide binding; Toll-like receptor 4 binding. The transcript has 5 exons. The coding region runs from base 1 to 468 and encodes 155 amino acids.
AUGUUUGGACUUCUUUUUUUCAUUUUAUUCACCCCUGGAGUCAGUGAAUUUCUUUGUAUGUCGUCAGAUCUAGAAAUGUCAUAUACUUUUUGUGAUUCUACAGCUCAUGCUUUCAGGUUUAAUCUGACACCUUGCAGCAUCAUGAACAACUCCGUCUGGAAGGCUACUCUUACCUGGAUUCCAAGAAGUGACACCACCUUUUUGAAAAUUGUCUUCAAAGUCUGGUACGACGGUGCCAAAGCAUUACACUGGAAAGAAGUCCUCUGCAGCGGAGCCGACGACGAAUAUGCAGUGUGCGGAAUGCUGAAAGGAGAAACAAUUGCAACAACAUUUGACAUUAAAGGUGCAAGAACAAAGUUUCCAAAGGGCAAUUAUAACAUUAUUUUACAAGCAUUCUCUGAUGAUUCUGAGAAUAAUAUGGUCAUAUGCUUGAAUUUCACCAUGAUAGUAAAACAAGACACUUUCUGAAUGCAACAAACGUUUCAAAUAAUUCCAG